Fukomys damarensis (Damara mole-rat) is the source of this 948-nucleotide messenger RNA. Its product is annotated as olfactory receptor 8J3. The record is from RefSeq and is a predicted model, not a curated record. The transcript has a single exon. Gene Ontology annotation, molecular function: odorant binding; olfactory receptor activity; G protein-coupled receptor activity. Lineage: Eukaryota; Metazoa; Chordata; Mammalia; Rodentia; Bathyergidae. Gene Ontology annotation, biological process: sensory perception of smell; G protein-coupled receptor signaling pathway. Gene Ontology annotation, cellular component: membrane. Bases 1 to 948 code for a protein of 315 amino acids.
AUGGGCCCUGGAAACAUGACCCAGGUCACUGAGUUCAUCCUCUUAGGAAUCUCAGACCGCCCUGAGCUGCAGGUCCCCCUCUUCCUUGUCUUCCUGGGCAUCUAUGUGGUGACUGUGGUGGGGAACCUGGGCAUCAUCACCCUCACCAGUGUGGACCCCCAACUGCAGACCCCCAUGUACUUCUUCCUCCGACAUCUGGCUGUCAUCAACUUCAGCAACUCCACCAUCAUCGCCCCGAAAAUGCUGAGCAACUUCUUAGCACAGAAGAAAACCAUCUCCUACUAUGCCUGUGCCACCCAGCUGGCUGGAUUCCUGGUUUUCAUUGUGGCCGAGGCCUUCAUGCUGGCCGUGAUGGCCUACGACCGCUACGUGGCCAUCUGCAACCCCCUGCUCUACAUGGUGGUGGUGUCUCGGUGGGUCUGCCUGCUGCUGGUGUCCCUCACCUACCUCUAUGGCCUUUUCACGUCCAUUGUGUUUACACUUUGUGUGUUCUCCCUGUCUUUUUGUUCUUCCAAUAUCAUCAAUCAUUUUUACUGUGAUAUUACACCUCUCAUCACAUUAUCCUGCUCUGAUACUUAUGUUACAGAAAUACUGGUCUUUCUCUCUGCAGGGACAAAUUUAAUCUCUUCUGUGACUAUAGUUGUAGUUUCCUAUUUCAACAUAGUCCUGUCUAUUCUGAGGAUGCAAUCCUCAGAAGGGAGGAAGAAAGCCUUUUCUACAUGUGGGUCGCAUAUGAUGGCUGUCACAGUUUUCUACGGGACAUUGCUGUUCAUGUAUUUACAGCCCGGGGCCAACCACUCCCUGGACACUGAUAAAAUGGCUUCUGUGUUUUACACCCUGGUGAUCCCCAUGCUGAACCCCAUGAUCUACAGCCUGCGCAACAAGGACGUGAAGGCUGCCUUAAAGAGCUUCGUGACAAAGCCAUGCAAGACUUUCAAGCUGAUGUAA